UUUGAUGGCAAGUACAUGAGGAAGACGAAGACUGCAGGGGAGGUUGCUCUUAUGGAGGUGGCCCAGUCCUCUCUGGGUGUACGGACCCGUGCCAAAACCCUAGCUCUGCAGCGACUGCAGAAUUCGGCGGCGACGGCGGCUUCGUCCAGCGGUGGUUCAUACCUUCAGCUUCGAAGCCGGAGACUCGAGAAACCCCCAAUUGUUGUUCCCAGCGAUUCGAAGAGGCCGAAGCAGCCACCGAAGGAAUCUUCCAUGCGAAACCCUAAACCUAACCCUAAUUCGAGAACAAGCUCGAGGUUGAGGGUGGGGCUGCGAAUUCUGGGACUGCUGGGCCCGUCUCGCUCGAUUGUUUGGAAAAAGAGGGGAUUCAUUUGGAGACGGAAAAAAUUGGGGGCAGAGAGGAUGAGAAACAGGAGAAGGACGACGUCGUUGAAGCUUCUUUUGGAGAAAAUGUGUUGGAAUUUGAAGGUAGAGAGAGUUCGUCUAAAGAUAUGGGUACCUAAUGCCGUAUGCUGCUCUUUUGUUCUUAUGUUUGGAGGUUCCAUUAUUCACAAGGCAAAUGAUUGGAAACUUGUGCUAAUGCUUCAGAACAGGGACACCAGGGAAAGCACUCCUUGCAGUUUGAUAAGAGAUCCAGAGAAUGUCAGGACCCCUGGUUCUACUACUCGGCCCACCACCUCCUCUGAAGUCAACAGGAGAAUGCAAAAUUCCUCACAAAGACAAAUCCCAUCAACAAAUGAAAUGGAUGAGUUCUUUGGUGGUGCAGAAGAACAGCAGCGAAGCGAAUUUAUUGAGAAGUAUAACUUUGAUCCAGUGAAUGAUAAGCCCCUCCCAGGGCGUUAUGAAUGGGUGAAGGUGGAUCCAUAG
This is a messenger RNA of Thlaspi arvense, 867 nucleotides long. Lineage: Eukaryota; Viridiplantae; Streptophyta; Magnoliopsida; Brassicales; Brassicaceae. The record is from the annotation of a GenBank genome assembly.